GGGGGGUCAAGCUUUUCUCCUUUUCCAACAGCAAUGGAAGGGUCUCAAGAAAUUACGCUCGACUCUUUGGGGCGCUUCGGGGUUUCGAUCCCAGAAAACGUUUCGUCGUUUAACGACUUAACUCCGACGACGCUGAUUUCCAUCUGUUGCCAAUCACUUAACCUCCUCGGAAACAUCAAAGACGAAUAUGGAAACGACAUGUCGUUUCCCAGUUCAGUUGAAGAUUCUGUCUCAAUGGAUGACAAGUUCGGGAUCUGUUCGGACAUCUCAUUGGCUUUUAAGAAUCUGGGUUAUGUUGGUGACAUUAACUAUUCCAAGUUCUUGUAUCCAUCAGAGGAGGACUCGUAUAUGUUGGUAAGGUUUUUGGUGGAGAGGUUUUCGGGUUCAUCUGAAGCUGUCAAGUUUUCUGCCAAAGGGAAUGUUGGUAUGAGACAGAAUAACUUUGAGAAAAUUUCAGAGUACUUUGCUCAGGAGCCCAAUAAUGAAGAAGUAGAUCUAAAUCUUCAAAAAGUUGAAGCCAUCUUGAAAGAUCUUAGAGUAGAUGAAUUGUUGGAAUCAUCCAGCCUCAAGACAGAUGAUGCACCUGUAGCUGUCAAUGACCCCCUUAGGGUGCAUGAUAUGCCACAGACUGAGUUAUUUAGUGAGUCAACUGCAGAAGUUGUGGAAUCAAGAAGUGGUGCAUCUGAAAAUGAAGAAACUGCAGAUCAGAAAGACGAUGAACAUGUUUCAACUUCUCACAAAGAGUCCAAGAUACAAUAUGAAGCAGAAAACUUGCUAUCUCAAGAAAAGGUGCUGAAGGAGGAACUAGGUGCAAGUGCUUUACAAGUGCAGCAUCUUGAGGAAGAAUUUGGAUUGUGGAAGGCAGCCGCAGAUAUGGCAUUUGAUGAAAGCCAUCCUAUGGAGUUUUUCCUGGAGCAGCUUAACAAGCAAGUUGAUGCCAAAAAGCAUAAUAUUGGGGAAUUGGAGUCCCAGUGGGAUACUUUCCGGAACCCUCUUGAACAGAAAAAGAGAAGUUUGGAGGAAUGUCUAUACGCAAACAAUCCAGGGGCUCAAGAGAAACUCCAAAAGUUGAGAGACAUUGAGCUGGAUAUGCAGUUUACCUUAUCUGAAAUUAGGAAAAGGGAGGAGGAACACUUAGAACUUUCAGCAGACCUCAGGAAGCAGCCCAAAGUGGCAUCUAGGAGAUCCUAUACUGAGAGGAUAAAGGAGAUCACAAAGAACAGUGGCAAACUAGACACUGACAUAGAACGCAUCUUAAGAGAAACUAGGGAGCUUCAGUUAGAAAGCAAUUCCCUUCAGGAACGCCUUCAUCGCACCUAUGCCGUUGUCGAUGAAAUUGUCUUCAGGGAAGCAAAGAAAAACCCUGUUGGGCGACAGGCUUAUAGGCUGCUCACUAGCAUACAUGAAAGCUUUGAGCAAAUCUCUGAGAAAAUUCUCUCCACUGAUAGAAUUCGAAGAGAAAUGGCUGACCAUGAAAAGAAACUAGCAGCCAUGGCUUCCCGAAGCUAAAAUGUAGACAAGGUACAAGCUGAUCUUGAUGCCAUUGUGAAGGAAAAUGAGUACCUGGGGCAGUAACUUUAUGACAAUUGAACCUAUUUCUCGACACUAGAAUCCAUUCUUUUUACUGAAGGUGUAUAUUGUCUUUACUUGGUUGUAACUAUACUUGAGUUUUGGAAUUCAGACACAGAAAGUUGUAAUCAUCAUAAAAUUUGAACAACAAAAUUGCAACUGUGGCCAUUAUUGUACCCUUUGUUUGUCUUCUUUAGUUUUGUACUAAAUUCUAAUAUAUUUGUUAAACAAAUUGGAAUCGAAAAACAGUGAGGCCACCGGCCUGGUUGAAACUGUAUCA
Messenger RNA from Theobroma cacao (cacao), 1849 nucleotides. Its product is annotated as coiled-coil protein. Gene Ontology annotation, molecular function: cullin family protein binding. The record is from RefSeq and is a predicted model, not a curated record. Gene Ontology annotation, biological process: positive regulation of ubiquitin-dependent protein catabolic process. NCBI's taxonomy places the organism in Eukaryota, Viridiplantae, Streptophyta, Magnoliopsida, Malvales, Malvaceae.